AUGUCCGACCCCAGCUACUGGACGGCGGUAGCGGCGCCUGGCCACCGGAGCCGCCUGGCCAAGGGUGCGCUGCUGCAGCGCUCCAAGAGCUGCCGGAGCGGAAACCGCAAAAGCCUAGUAGUGGGAACACCCUCACCGACCCUCUCCCGGCCUCUGUCGCCGCUGUCUGUCCCAACGGCAGGCAGCAGUCCCCUGGACAGUCCCCGGAAUUUCUGUGCCACGUCCGCUGUCAACUUCCCCUUUGCCCGGAGGGCAGACGGCAGAAGAUGGUCUCUUGCAUCCCUGCCAUCGUCCGGCUAUGGAACCAACACACCCAGCUCCACCGUCUCGUCCAGCUCAUCCUCCCGGGAGCGCCUUCACCAGUUGCCCUUUCAGCCUACACCAGACGAGCUGCGCUUCCUGUCCAAGCACUUCCGCAGCUCCGAGAGUGUGGCUGACGAGGAAGCUGGCCGCUCUCCCCGCCUACGCCCACGCUCCCGCAGCCUCAGCCCGGGCCGUACAUCUGGGACCUUCGACAAUGAGAUCGUCAUGAUGAACCAUGUGUACCGGGAGAGGUUCCCCAAGGCCACAGCACAGAUGGAGGGUCGCCUACAGGAGUUCCUGGCAGCCUUUGCACCUGGUGCCCGGCUGGCAUUGGCUGACGGUGUGCUGGGCUUCAUCCACCACCAGAUUGUUGAGCUGGCCCGUGACUGCCUGGCCAAGUCGGGCGAGGCACUUGUCACUUCCCGCUAUUUCCUGGAGAUGCAGGAGAAAUUGGAGCGCUUGCUUCUAGAUGCUCAUGAACGCUCGGACAGUGAGGAGGUUGGCUUCGUGGUCCAGCUUGUGCGGAAGCUGCUAAUCAUCAUCUCUCGGCCAGCACGGCUGCUUGAGUGCCUGGAGUUUGACCCAGAGGAAUUUUACCACCUGCUGGAGGCGGCUGAGGGCCAAGCGCGUGAAGGCCAUGGCAUCAAGACCGACCUGCCCCAGUAUAUCAUCGGGCAGCUUGGUCUGACUAAGGACCCUCUUGAAGAGAUGGUGCCACUGAGUCACCUCGACAGUGGACAGAUCCCCACACCAGAGUCUCCAGAGAGCCGGGCCCUGGUCUGCCCAUCUCGGAGGAAGCCAUGUGAGAGUGAUUUUGAGACUAUCAAGCUCAUCAGCAAUGGGGCCUAUGGUGCCGUCUACCUGGUCCGCCAUCGUGAUACGAGGCAGCGGUUUGCCAUCAAAAAGAUCAACAAGCAAAACCUGAUCCUACGUAACCAGAUCCAGCAAGUGUUUGUGGAGCGUGACAUCCUCACCUUUGCAGAGAACCCCUUCGUGGUCAGCAUGUUCUGCUCCUUUGAGACGCGGCGUCACCUCUGUAUGGUCAUGGAGUACGUGGAAGGUGGUGACUGCGCCACGCUGCUGAAAAACAUGGGGCCGCUACCCGUGGACAUGGCCCGCAUGUACUUUGCCGAGACGGUGCUGGCACUCGAGUAUCUGCACAACUAUGGCAUCGUGCACCGCGACCUCAAGCCAGACAACCUGCUCAUCACCUCGCUUGGCCACAUCAAGCUGACCGACUUUGGCCUGUCCAAGAUUGGGCUCAUGAGCAUGGCCACCAACCUCUACGAGGGUCACAUUGAGAAGGACGCCCGGGAGUUCUUGGACAAGCAGGUGUGCGGGACGCCCGAAUAUAUCGCACCUGAAGUGAUUUUCCGCCAGGGCUAUGGGAAGCCAGUGGACUGGUGGGCCAUGGGCGUUGUUCUCUACGAGUUUCUGGUGGGCUGUGUGCCCUUCUUUGGGGACACACCGGAGGAGCUAUUCGGCCAGGUUGUCAGUGAUGAGAUCAUGUGGCCGGAAGGGGACGACGCCCUCCCAGCAGAUGCCCAGGACCUUAUCACUAGGCUGCUCCGACAGAGCCCCCUGGACCGUUUGGGCACUGGUGGUACCCACGAGGUAAAGCAGCACCCCUUCUUCCGAGCCCUGGACUGGGCAGGGCUCCUUCGGCACAAGGCCGAGUUUGUGCCGCAGCUAGAAGCCGAGGAUGACACCAGCUACUUUGACACACGCUCGGAGCGAUAUCGCCACCUGGGCUCUGAAGACGAUGAGACCAAUGAUGAAGAGUCAUCCACGGAGAUCCCCCAGUUCUCCUCCUGCUCCCACCGGUUCAGCAAGGUCUAUAGCAGCUCUGAGUUCCUAGCUGUCCAGCCCACCCCUACUUUCGCUGAAAGGAGCUUCAGUGAGGAUCGGGAAGAGGGUUGGGAACGCAACAGCGAGGGGGAGUCCAGCCGCCGGCUGAGCACUGAAAUCCGCCUUCGGUCCUGGACGUCUUCUGGCUCCUCCUGCCUCUCAUCCUUAUCCCAGCCUGAGCGAGGCCCCAGCCCGUCUCUCCUCAGCACCAUCAGCCUGGACACCAUGCCCAAGUUUGCCUUCUCAUCCGAGGAUGAAGCUGCAGGCCCAGCCUCUGUGGGUGCUGAGAGGCCCAUCUUCAUUCUUGGGGAGCCUGACCCGCCUCCAGCAGCCACUCCAGUGAUGCCCAAGGCUUCAGGCCUUUCUGCCGACACAGCUGCUCUCAGCCACGCCCGUCUACGCAGCAACAGCAUCGGGGCCCGACACUCCACACCCCGCGCCCUGGACUCUGGACGGGGCCGCCGCCUCGGAGGCCCUAGAGACCCAGGCCCUGAGAAGCCCAGGGCCUCCCCUAGUGGGGGCCGCGUGCCCAAAUCAGCCUCAGUGUCUGCCCUGUCACUCAUCAUCACGGCAGAUGAUGGCAGCAGCGGUGGCCCCCUCAUGAGCCCCUUGUCCCCACGCUCGCUGUCCUCGAACCCGUCCUCCCGUGACUCCUCGCCAAGCCGCGACCCGUCCCCCGUGUGUGGCAGCCUGCGGCCCCCCAUCGUCAUCCACAGCUCUGGCAAAAAGUAUGGCUUUAGCCUGCGAGCCAUUCGUGUCUACAUGGGUGACAGUGACGUCUAUACUGUGCACCACGUGGUCUGGAGUGUGGAGGAGGGCAGCCCCGCCCAGGAAGCGGGCCUACGAGCAGGGGACCUGGUCACCCACAUCAAUGGGGAAUCGGUGCUGGGGCUGGUGCACAUGGACGUGGUGGAGCUGCUGCUGAAGAGCGGCAGCAAGAUCGCGCUGAGGACCACAGCCCUGGAGAACACAUCCAUUAAGGUGGGGCCUGCCCGCAAGAAUGUGGCCAAGGGCCGCAUGGCCCGGCGGAGUAAGCGCAGCCGCAGAAGGGAGACACAGGACCGGCGGAAAUCGCUCUUCAAGAAGAUCUCGAAGCAGUCCUCAGUGCUACAUACCAGCCGCAGCUUCUCCUCUGGCCUCCACCACUCCCUAUCUUCCAGCGAGAGCCUCCCAGGCUCACCCACUCACAGUCUGUCCCCAAGCCCCACUACACCCUGCCGCAGCCCAGCUCCCGACGCCCCCGCAGACACAGCAUCCCCACCCAGCGCAUCUCCGAGCUCCAGCAGCCCAGCCUCUCCAGCCGCGGCCGGUCAUGCCCGUCCCAGCUCCCUGCAUGGGCUGGCUGCCAAGCUUGGGCCUCCCCGUCCCAAAGCUGGUCGACGAAAGUCCACCAGCAGUAUCCCACCCUCCCCGCUGGCCUGCCCGCCUGUUCCUGCACCCCCACCCCGCUCGCCCUCACCCUUGCCUGGGCACCCACCCACACCUGCCCGCUCCCCACGCCUGCGCCGAGGUCAGUCAGCCGACAAGCUGGGCACAGGUGACCGGCUAGACGGAGAGCCAGGGCGCCGUGGUCGCGGGCCAGAUGCGGAGUUGGUGGUCAUGCGGAGGUUACACCUAUCGGAGCGCCGGGACUCCUUCAAGAAGCAGGAGGCGGUGCAGGAGGUGAGCUUUGACGAGCCUUCAGAGGAGGCCACUGGGCCGCCCACCUCAGUGCCGCAGAUUGCUGUGGAGGGCGCUGAGGCCAUGCCAGGAGCCUCCGGGCCUGCAGGCAAGGACUGA
Messenger RNA from Chrysochloris asiatica (Cape golden mole), 3930 nucleotides. RefSeq names its product microtubule associated serine/threonine kinase 3 (gene MAST3). Gene Ontology annotation, molecular function: ATP binding; magnesium ion binding; protein serine/threonine kinase activity. Gene Ontology annotation, biological process: intracellular signal transduction; peptidyl-serine phosphorylation. Lineage: Eukaryota; Metazoa; Chordata; Mammalia; Afrosoricida; Chrysochloridae. The transcript has 26 exons. Bases 1 to 3930 code for a protein of 1309 amino acids. The record is from RefSeq and is a predicted model, not a curated record.